Molecule: messenger RNA, 905 nt
Organism: Rosa rugosa (rugosa rose)
Lineage: Eukaryota; Viridiplantae; Streptophyta; Magnoliopsida; Rosales; Rosaceae
Product: ACT domain-containing protein ACR9-like
Exons: 6
Source: RefSeq, a predicted model, not a curated record
UUAUGGGUGGUUCCUCAUUCUAACUCAACAACAUUGAAAUGGUCGAAUUUGGAGAACCAGCUCCUAUCCGUGUGCCCGUCAUGUUCUGUUCCGUAUUACUUCUACCCUCAGACUACAUGUUCCUCUCCCCCUGCAGUUUAUCUAUUGAAGUUUCUUUGCUCUGACCGUAAUGGAUUAUUGCAUGAUGUCACUGAAAUUCUGUCUGAUCUUGAGCUUUCGAUUCAAAGGGUGAAAGUGACAACAACACCAGAUGACAGGGUCUUGGACCUGUUCUUCAUAACAGAUAACAUGGAUCUUCUGCACACAAAGGAGCGGCAAGAUAAGACAUUGAAACAGUUGCAAGCCGUAUUGGGUGAGUCGUGUACCAGUUGCGAACUUCAGUUGGUAGGUCCUCAGUAUGAUCCCCACCAUGGCAUUCCUUCUCUGUCUCCAUUAGUAGCUGAAGAGCUAUUUAGGUGUGAGCUGUUGGAUAAAGAAAUCUGUUCUCAAGCUCUUAGUCCUGAUAUGACGAAAUUGAAGAACGCUAAUGUAACAAUAGACAACUCAUUGAGCCCAGCACAUACAUUACUUCAGAUCCACUGUGCUGAUCACAAGGGUCUCUUGUAUGACAUUAUGAGAAUUUUGAAAGACAACAACAUCAAGAAAGCUGGAAACCCAAUCUAUACCAAAGGGUCUUGUUCUUACCCUGCGAGAAACUCAAUUGUUCUUACUGAAGGUAAACAAAAGGAUGUACUUAAAGCUGCUGGUGCAUUGUUUUCACAUAUUUGUGAGGUUUAGGCAAGGUUAAUGUGCAUCACAUUUAUGGACAAGUAUCGUGGGGGUUAAUGUUGGGAUAGAAUGACUUUGUUGGAUAUAUGGAUGAAUGUAUUGAAUCUUUACCUAAAUAAAUGUGUUUUGGGUUGUCA